GCUUGAGCGCCAGGGACUGAGUGAGCAGACGAUACCGUGUGUCUAUCUCGACGGUGUAAGAUCGAUAGGACUUCGUGAUUCCACGAGACCGCAUGCGAGCUGCUUUGUGUGGAAUAUUUGAAGAAAAUAUUUGAAAACUGGUUGGAAAAAAUGAGUAAAUCACAGUUAUCUAUUGACGAACUGGUUACUGCUGAUUUAGGACUAUUGAAAGAAAAGGAGAAGGACUUGGAACAGUCGUCUAAUGACUCCUCAAGCAAUAGUUCUGGGAGUACCGAGAGUGCAGAUGAGACGUCUAGGGGGAACUGGUCAGGUCGACUUGACUUCCUUCUCUCCUGUAUUGGGUAUGCCAUAGGCCUAGGAAACAUUUGGAGGUUCCCUUAUCUCUGCUAUAAAAAUGGAGGCGGAGCCUUCCUUAUUCCUUACUCUAUAUUUCUGGUACUUUGUGGCAUUCCGCUGUUUUUCAUGGAGGUGAUAUUCGGACAGUUUGGAAGCCUAAGUCCUAUCACAAUCUGGAGGAUCUGUCCACUAUUCAAGGGUGUUGGGUAUGGAAUGGUGAUUAUCUCGGGCAUCGUUUGUGUUUAUUACAACAUCAUCAUUACCUGGACAAUUUACUACCUGUACCACUCCCUACGUGCUGUCCUACCCUGGAGCAUGUGUAACAACUGGUGGAACACGGACCAAUGUUACAUACGCACCGGCCCUAACGCCAUAUCACCAACCAACAACGAAACGACGACGGUCAACAGUUUAAACACCACCUUUUAUAAUGUUACAACAGGGAAUGCGUCUCUGGUCCAGAUGGUCGCUGGAAAUGUAUCCACUGCCAUUCAGAAUGUUACAAAGAGGAUGACGGCCAGUGAGGAAUUCUGGGAGAGAAAAGUUUUACAGCGGACAGCCGGGAUAGACGACAUGGGAGAACUGAGGUGGGACCUCUUCAUCUGUCUUUUCAUUGCCUGGGUAGUCAUCUUCCUCUGCCUGUUUAAGGGUGUCAAGUCUUCUGGGAAGGUUGUGUAUUUCACCGCCACUUUUCCGUACCUCGUGCUGCUAAUUCUUCUUGUCCGGGGACUGACACUACCAGGUGCCGGGGCUGGCAUUAAGUUUUACUUAAUCCCUGACUUUAACAAACUCAAAAAUUUUCAGGUGUGGGGGGAUGCUGCAGUACAGAUCUUCUACUCCAUUGGACCAGCCUGGGGCGGUCUUAUUACCAUGGCAAGCUACAAUAAGUUCCAUAACAACUGUUACAGGGAUGCGAUGAUCGUACCAUUUGUCAACUGUGCGACAAGUGUGUUUGCUGGGCUAGUGAUCUUCUCUGUGUUGGGAUUCAUGGCCCACGAAACGGGAGUGGAUAUAAAAAAUGUGGUUACUCAUGGCCCCGGACUGGCAUUUGUGGCAUACCCAGAGGCGAUGACAACACUACCUAUCUCCCCUCUCUGGGCUGUUCUUUUCUUCCUCAUGUUGUUUACGGUCGGACUCGAUACCCAGUUUGGGAUGUUUGAAACUAUGACGAGUGCAUUUGUGGACGAAUUCCCGGAUCUUCUUGCCAACAGGAAGGUGUUAUUCACAGCCGUCAUGUGUUUCAUUGAGUUUCUGCUUGGUGUCCCAUGUGUGAUGCAGGGAGGUGUGUACAUUCUACAGAUCAUGGACUGGUAUUGUGCCACGUUUUCCCUCAUGCUCCUCUGUCUCGCUGAAUGUAUUGCCAUCGCCUGGAUUUAUGGAGCGGACCGAUUCUACAAGGAUCUGGAGCUGAUGAUUGGUUACCAGCCGAGCGUUUGGUGGAAAAUCUGCUGGUGUUUUAUCUCCCCUUCAAUGAUCACAUUUGUAUGGAUAUUCAGCGUAUCCAGCUUCAGUGCGGUGACGUAUGGAGACUACGAAUACCCAGCAUGGGGUAUUGCUCUAGGCUGGAUGUUUGGUCUGGCUUCCCUCAUACCCAUUCCUCUUGUGGCUCUCAUCUCAAUUUUAAACGAACGUGGAUCUCUCGUCACGAGAAUACAAAAGCUUUGUCGGCCUUCUGAGGAUUUUGGUCCCGCUGUACCUGAAUACCGGGAGAAAUACUUUGCCUCACUGGAGACAAGGCAUUCAUACUUACCAACUCUCCGCAACAGACGUCCACGCUCCAAACUUUCCACGACAGAACUGCGGUCGUCACCAGAAACACAGAUCUUCAUUACAUCAUCAUGAUAUUGACAAGUCAUACAAAGAGUGAUCUUGAUAUAUUAAUAAGUGUUUUGUAAAAGUUUCCAUUUGUUAAUAUUAUGUACAUAAUAGUUCUGACCAUUAACAAACUAUCAAGAAUGCUUUAGAAUUAACAUCUCAUAUCGAUUUAUACAGAUGUCAUCCUCAUCUUAAGCUUUUAACAAAAUCAACAAAAACAUCAUAACACAGGUUGUUUUAGGUUUUCAUCGAUGACAAAGCUAAAGUUUCUCAAAAUUCCUUAACUUUAAAUUUUCGUAGGAAAGCAUUACAGAAUUUAAAGGGGCAUUCCUUCGUUUGAAUAAAAUGUAUGUUGCCAAAAUGAAGCUUAAUAGGAAAUAUGUAUUUUUUCAAAAUAUUAAGUUAUAAUCUUUAAAUUAUCAAGGCAGUUUUACUCUCAAGGGAAACCAAAGUGCUUCAGGUAUAAUAAAUCAUAAAAAUUCUCUAUUCGACCCGAAGUAUCACUAAUUACCGCAAAGGCAAACAGUAUUUAGGAUUUUGCCGUUACUUUUAUUACUGGUAGGCACAAAAACUACAUAUCCUUGAAAAAAAGUGUGCACUAUUAGUCUAUACACGAAUAUUUACGGUAAUCCUUAUUCGAGCAUAGAUUUUAUCAAUAGAAAUUUUGUACGUUUCUGAUGUCCAUUCCACUACUGAAUACCCCUUUAAAGAAAGUUCUUUAACUUGUUUUUCUUUCUUUUUUUAAAAUCCAAUAAUGCUUUUCUAUGGAAAUUUUUUAAGUCAAGAUAAUUGGGUACCGAUUCAAUUGGACUGAAAAUAAUGACUCAAAUGCAUCUAAAGUAAUCAUUUGCUAAACAUUUAAUAUUUUUAAUCACAAAAAAAUAAUGAAAGAAAAAAUUUUCACUCGUGUUUGAAUUUCUCUAUUUUAUUAUCAAACAGAGUGUGAAAUUAGUUGAUGUGAUAUAGAAUGUAGGUUUUAAUGGAGGAGUUUUCUAUAUAUGUGUAUGUAAUCUUGUGUGAUAAUGACCAUAAAAAGUUGAAACUCGCUGAGAACUGAAAUUAAUAGAAUUGUAUAAGAAUUGAAAAAAAAGGUUUUAUAAAAUUGCAUGGAGAUAGUAGAAAAAACAUGAUAUUAUGACUUUAAUUUCUAGUAAAAUUUAGUAAUAUUAUAAAAACAGAUUUUUUUUUUUAACUUUCAUAAAAUUGUAGGGAAAUAUAAAGGUAAAGUAAUACUGUGACUUUUUAAUUUUCAACAGAUGAAUAAAAGUAUAAAACAAAGCAUUGUGUCACUGAUGUCCAGUCUAUGACAAUGUAUAAGUGACAUUAAGAGGUAUUGCUAGAGGAAAAAAGGAUAAUAUUCAAAAUAGGGUUGACCUUUUUGAGGUUGGUUAAUUUAGUUUGCUGUAUAUAUUUAUAGUAUAAGAUAAUGAUCACUAAAAUGUUGUUUAUAUUUGUUGGUAUUCAAGUAUUCAUGGUCAUCGAAUUGAACCAUUUUGAUGUCUACUUUGAUUUCAGUAUUUCAUGUAGAUUGUAAAUAAAUAUUUUUCAUGUAACCCAAAUCUAUUUUACAGUUGCUGUUUAAAGAAUGCAACCAGUAUGUAGAUAUGUAUCGUAUUGGGUUGAAUGUUUUUAGAAGAAAUAUUUUAUGAAACUGGUGUCUAAAUAACAUUCUAGUCAUUUACUAGCAAGCGGAAUACAUUAUAAGCAUUCAAUGAUUUUGUGAUUGUCACUCUCACAUGGUUUUGUAGUAUAAAAAUCAACAUCUUUCAUCAAAUUUGGAAAAGAAAAUAUUUUUGAGUAACACAUUUUCUUAUUUUGAGAUAUGGACAUUGAAAAAAGAAUACAUGUGAAAAUGAAAACAAGGAAUUGAAAAUUUAUGAAAAAAAUGAAAUCUUUUUUUUUACACAUGAAGAAAAAAAUAAUCUUGAAGGUCGAAGUGUGCUAAGGGCAUUUCCUUCACUGCCAUUUGCAAGAGUCAAUGCAAGGAAUAAGAAUUAGCAUUAAAUUGCCAAGUUACAAUCUUUGAAUCAUUACAAUGUGAUGGUUUUAUCUUAAUAAACUGAUAUUUGUUAAAUAUAUAAAUUCCCUUAACAUGAUGAUGAAUGUUCAGCAUUGUAUCAAUGUUAUAUAAACUUUUUUUGAACAUAUUUAUUUUUAUUUUCUACAAACCCAAAGUUUUCCUCAUUAUGUUGAGUGAUUUUAAUAUGAUCAAAUUCAUAACGACCAAAUAUUUCACUCGGAUAUUGAUGUCAGGUUUUCAUUUUGUUUAAAUAACCUUAACAUACAUAAACGACAAUGCCAGUUGACGUUAAAUGAGGUAUGUAACGUCUUUUGUAGCGUCAGUUUUUUUUCUGGCAAGAAGGGUGCUAAUUAUUUUACAAUAAAUCAUAUCCGCAGUCACUGAGUGUCACAUGACAUUAGCUAGGACAUAUGUGAUGAUGUCGCAUGACAUUAGUAAGACCUGAUCACAUGACACCAUUUAGGAAAGAACGUCAACAAAUUAUUCUGUUAUUCAAUUUACUAAAUUCAUUCCCACACGACAUUAACGAAUUACAAAUUCCAUUUGACAAAUAUUGUGGCCUUGAUUUUGUAUGUUAUAUGUAAAUAGAAAAUCCCAUUGAUAAAAUACAAAUACAAAUGUUGUCUAAAUUAUAAUCCUCAAUUGAAAUAGUGAAAUUUGAAUUAUAUCAAAAUUUCCAAGGAGGUUUUAGUGGAGUUUCAAACAUUUCAGCAUGUUACCAUCAAACAACUUAAACUGCAUGAAGCCAUUCCUUGGAUUAGGGCAUGUUCCAGCAUUGUUAGUUUAGGUCCGGAUGUAACACAGCGAUUAAUACGUGUAGGAUAUAAAAGUUUAUGUUGAAGAUUUAACUUUAAAUAUCUCAUAUUGAGAUUCACAUGUCAAAUUUUAUUUCACAGUAAAAGAUAUUGUGAACUCUUGAAUAUCAUUGUCAUUUAACUUAUACAAAAGUCAUACAUUGACCAAACUAAAUCAAGUUACCUUAGUUUUUUGCAGGUUUACCACCUACAUGACUCUGCCUAUUGCUAAGAUUUGUCUCACCGACUUUCUUUAUUUAAGGAUUAAACUGUCUUUUUUUGGUGUCUAUGGUCGAUAUAGAUGCCAGAGCUUUGCAAACAAACAUGUCAUAUUGUGCGCUACAAAGCUCUGGCAUCUAUAUCGACCAUAGACACCAAAAAAGACAGUUUAAUGCUUAUAUUUACAUUCUAGACAUAUUCGUUUUGUUAAUUUUUAAAAUUAAAAUUGAGUUAGCAUAAAAAAUACCAAUAUUCAGCGAUUUCGUCAAUGGGGUUCGACAAAUAGAACAGCCUAUUUUUCAAAACUCAACUGUCACGUUUAGAUUGGCAGACAAAAAAGUGCAUUGAAAUAAUCCGAAAAAAACACAGUCUGUUCAAUUUUGUUAAUUAUUUGUGUAACAAUAUUGUAUAAAAUGUCUUUUUGAUACUUUUUAAUUAACAUAAAAAACGAAUUACGUUAGUUACAAGUAGUUCCGGUGGGUGAAUAUAUUCAUGCGCGGCAUGGAUUGAUGUCACGUUUUGGGUGUCAAUUAUGGUCACAUAGACUGCAAAUCUUUUUACUUAGUUUAUAUCGUGGCUUUGCCACCAAAAUGUGAAUAUAUAGUCAGUGUCUGUCGGCUUCCGUUAGUUAAUGGUACCGCCUAUAUGGCUUCACCUAUUGCUAGAUUGUGUCUCACCGACUUUAUAUAGCCAGUGUUCUAUCGGCUUUAGUUAGUUACUAGUUUACCGCCUAUAUGACUCCACCUAUUGCUAGAUUUUGUCUCACUAACUAUCUAUAGUCAGUGUUCUAUCGGGGUUGAUCAAAUUGAUAAUACAUCAUUAUCGUUGUAACAAGGUCCUAUGAUGUCUCUGUAAAAUAAGAUAUUUUCGUGGGUCUCGUACAAGACACUCUUUUGUGGUAAUUGAUUCUUGGAUUGACAGAAUAUGUAAAUGUACUUUUGGUUUUUUGUCUGUAUGUAAUGCGUGGGCAUUUGAAUGAACGAAAAUAUACUCCCACGGAAAUUAAUUUUGUUACAGUAUGCAGAAUGGUUAUCUAUUUAUGUUACAUCACGCCAAACCUUUCUGAAGCCUACAACGCACUUACAUUGUACUGUAGACCCAAGAAAAGCUACUUUGCUGAAUUUAAACAAUGUACUCGCAUCAUAAAGACUGACUUACCACCAAAAAGUGUUGCCUUGCUGAAGGGAUACAUAGCACUAUUAAAUGUUCUAGAAAACUAUGACACAUGAAUUUCAGAAUUCACAUUGUUACGGAUUAACUAAUUUAAGCUUAAGUCUGCUUCGCAAUGGAGCUAUGUUUUCUUUUUAUAAAAGAAAGUACAUGUUAUGUAAUAAAACUUCACUAAAAUUUA
Messenger RNA from Pecten maximus, 6535 nucleotides. Its product is annotated as sodium- and chloride-dependent glycine transporter 1-like. Gene Ontology annotation, cellular component: membrane. NCBI's taxonomy places the organism in Eukaryota, Metazoa, Mollusca, Bivalvia, Pectinida, Pectinidae. The transcript has 14 exons. The record is from RefSeq and is a predicted model, not a curated record. The coding region runs from base 151 to 2178 and encodes 675 amino acids. Gene Ontology annotation, biological process: sodium ion transmembrane transport.